CCCUCAAUCACGACAAAAUACAUCACGAUUCUCGGGAGUUCCUCAUACCGCCAGACACACCUGCCAACCGUCACAAUGGCUACGUCUUACCCGACUCUCGCGCCCUUCAUCUUCAAGCGGCCUUGGCUGCAGAACAUGCUCAAGCCCGUCGCAAGCUGGUACACAAAUGCCGCCGGGUACCGCCAACUCGGUCUUCGAGCCGACGACCUGAUUGUCGAGGAGGACGAGAACGUCAUCAAGGCAUUGAAGCGCCUGCCGCCGAAAGAAGCUUACGACCGUGUCUACCGAAUCCGACGUGCGUUCCAGGCCAGCACCGUCCACAAGCUGCUCCCCAAGGAGGAGUGGACCAAGCCUGAGGAGGACGUCCCGUACCUGCAACCAUUGAUCGACCAGAUCUACGCCGAGGAGAAGGAGAAGCAGGCCUUGGACACUCUGACCGUCAUUCGAAACCAUUAAAUAGAAAUAGCGUCGAACGGCAAAAUUGUACAAUUAAACCUGCGUUAACGAGAAGAAUAGAGUGAUUGGACAAGCUUGUCCGCAAGGAGUCCAGGUUGUACCGACGAAUUGAACGUUCCAAGAUAUCAUAUCUGUAUAUACCUAGACCUUUUCGUCUCCCCUCAACCCGUACAAUUCCAGUCUAAGAGUUUAGCAAAUUCCGACCUUUAACUCUUGGUGCUUUCUGGAUUUAGUGUUUAGCCUCGAUGAUAAACCGUGGCGCAUAACGUCUAUGCUAGAUCUACUAUGCCCUAGAAACGGAACUACAUAGUGAUUGUAGUUUGAGAGACCAGGAUCCUACCCUUCUGAAAAUUCAGUGGAAACUGGAACGCAACGUUAAACCCUAACGUCAUUUUACUUCUAUCUGUGUAGUAUUGCGACUGGUAGUAUAUUGCUACAAGUAUACCUACUUGACAAAA
Daldinia loculata is the source of this 914-nucleotide messenger RNA. Its product is annotated as putative ubiquinol--cytochrome-c reductase. The transcript is spliced from 3 exons. Lineage: Eukaryota; Fungi; Ascomycota; Sordariomycetes; Xylariales; Hypoxylaceae. Gene Ontology annotation, biological process: mitochondrial electron transport, ubiquinol to cytochrome c. The record is from RefSeq and is a predicted model, not a curated record. The coding region runs from base 76 to 456 and encodes 126 amino acids.